Messenger RNA from Exophiala spinifera, 3375 nucleotides. RefSeq lists its product as uncharacterized. The record is from RefSeq and is a predicted model, not a curated record. The transcript has 2 exons. The coding region runs from base 1 to 3375 and encodes 1124 amino acids. NCBI's taxonomy places the organism in Eukaryota, Fungi, Ascomycota, Eurotiomycetes, Chaetothyriales, Herpotrichiellaceae.
AUGGGCGCCAGUAUCUCCAAGAACGACACGGACGCAGCCGUUGUGGACAAUGGGGUUGAACCAACGACCUCCUCCUGCACCUCUUCGCAAACCGAUUUAACAUCGAUAAAUGAUCUCCAGCCAUCGUCAUCUUCAGCGCCUUCUACGCCUUCGAUUGAGUCCACGGUGGAAUGUCACCGGCUCCCUCCGGUAGAGAGCCGAGAAACAGUGCGACACCAGGCCUCCUUCAUUCGUUGUUGGCAACCUUUAGACGAUGCUGGGGACUUAUACGAGGCUGGACCGGCUAACCAAACAACGCCCUCGGCCAACACAAAUGGCAACAGUGAAGAAAUAUCGCCGAUUCGAUUCAGUACACCCGCAGAAGGACUGCAAGAGACUUCUUUCGAUGAUAUUCUCGCCAAACAGAGUGCAUCACCAACGAAUACGCAAGGACUAUCCUCGUCAAUCGAACAGUCUAAAAAAAAGUGCCACCUUGUUGUCACAAGCAAAGCUAUCGAGAUUGCGCUACAUCGAUCGGACUCUUCUGAAAAUAAUUAUUUACAACAAACCCAAGUCCAGGCAUCAUCACUUCGACACCCUCAUGAUACGUUAGAGGAAGGCGCUGGAUGGUCAUUCACGAAGAAGGAAGAGUCAAAGGACAAUUUCAAGUCGACUCCAUAUCAGUCACACCAUUUGUCUUCUGCCUCAGGCACGACUUUUGUGAAUGAUGAAUUUCCCAUCAAUCAUUUGGAGCAGAAGAACUUUCCUCUGUAUCAAGAUGAAGUGUUCAAGGCCAACGAUCAGCUCAAUAAAGAUGAGAUUGAUCAGCUGCUGCCUAGAGAAUUAUCAGAUCACGGGGAAGACGAAAACCUAGUCAGGAACUUGACUUUGAUGCAGCCUGGAAAUAUCGUCCUGUUCAAAGCAGUUCGAGCUUUUGACCAAUUACCAUCGGAACUUGACCAUGAAGAAGAGGAUGAGGAGCUUAAAGAAGCUCGACAGUGGAUGUUAAGAGAUCAAGCGGAGGGAGCUGAGCGCAGUAGAAUGCUACGUGAAAAGGCAUUGCGGCGUCGAAGUCACCAAGAACCGUUGACGAGUCCAACUCUUGUCGAAGCCGAAUUGUAUUGCCCGCGAGUAUCGAGUCCUUCUCUCCUCAAGGAUGACAGAACCUCAGAUGCUCGUUUGAGUCAUGCAGAUAUUCCUGAUACCGCCGACGUCCGCACAGAUCACCCUUCUGACGAGCAACUACUCUGUGAGGUCAACGAUGAUCACGAACUGAACAGGGUACACCCUCCGCGAAGUAUGUCUGGUCUUGAUCUACUAGCUAUGAAAUGUGCCGAUGAUUUGAAUAUCUCAAUCCCAAGCAGAACAGAAACUCGAGACUCCAGGCCAAAAGUAUCGAUCCCCGUAAAGGCCGGUCCAGAUAUUACCCUACCGCCAAAUUUUGAUGCGUUGGGAGAAGAAGAGCAAAGUAUCGUGGUGAAUCAUGAGACCGCAAAGGAAAGGAAACGAGAUCUCGAUGCGAUCCAAAAUGCAAUGUACUGGACAGGCUGCCUUCGGUGCUGUGGAUUGUUCAGUGAUAGAGAUCGAAACGAGGUUAAAGAGCUUCGCGAAUUCAUAAGUCUUAUCGUGGACCAAGAUGAGAGUAAUAGGUUCACACGAAGGCGAGUACAAGAGAUACGACAGAAUAUGAAGCGACGAGCUGGGAAAUUUGAGUUGCCGCCUUCGGAAGAUAUCUGUGGUUGGCAGGCAAGACUAUUUCCAGGGAGACUUGAUCGUUUAGAUGCAGAAAUCGAGAAGGCGAACGAAGAAGUCCGGCAGUUUGGUGCUCUUCGCCUAGACAAAUCGACAAAGCGGAAGCACAGUGACCGGAAACCCCGGAAGAACAAGCCUCGUUUGACCGAUCCUGCGGAGCGCCGACAGGCAAAGGCAGCCAAGGCCGACCAGCUCCGUGAGAGGAUAAAGGAGCAGUUGAAGCUCUUCGACGACACUGAAGUGCCUGAGAUUCUCGAACUCCCUGAUCAGACGGCAUUUAUUGAUCAUGAUCAUAGUAACAGCGAAGAGAGCGAGGAAGAGGAGGGUGCUGAAUUUGUAUAUGGCGCAGGACGAAACGCGGCAAGCUCCAGCUUCACCACUCCAGCGAGCGUCACGAACAUCACCAACCGCCAAAGUCAGAACAUUUCCCACGAUAUUAACGAGAUCAAUAGGUUGGAGAAUGCUCGACAGAGAAGUUGUCAACCGCAGAAUCCUCAGGAUAUGGGAGCGUCAGCGUCAGCGACAGCGGUAUCAGCGACAAGUCAAGCUUUUGAUGGCGAGUUGCUCAAAAUGAUGCAAGCGAAGAAGGCCCUUCAAGACCUUGGGAUUGAUUCUGCUGUGAUCAAAGCAAACAUUGAGACUCGGCAAACCACCGACUCUUCAUCUGAGACCUCCGAGACAUCCGACGGUGAUGAUACUGAAGACGAUCAGCAAGUAUUUCAGUACACGGUUCUGGGCAAUUUCGCAGGCCUGCCCAACUUCAAAGCUGGGGACAACUACGUGUUCAAGAGAACCUAUAACCUUUUGUCGGCCGAGACUCGACUUAAGCAAGUUAUCCAAGAUGUCAGUACUCAAUUCGCACCUGAGGGAGGGUAUCAGGGGGGCAAUUGGUCCUUGAACACAAGCUACCGUCAUGGCCUAAUUGAACAAUACUUUACGAUCGGUGAGGACGUUGAUGUGGAAGCUAGGGUAUGGAUCGAGAAGAAACAAGUCAAUAUCGACAAGCGACUCUUUCGACGAGCCAAGGCUGGAAAGCUUGGAGCCCAGAAUAUCCAUUACAUCGUUGAAUGGGAGAAGACUGUAUCGUUUGUUGUCGAUGGGAACGACAGCGACGUGGAGGGCGAUGCGGUCUAUUCAGGGACUACUACUAUCGAUGCUAGUAGCUCACCAGCAACUGCGAGUGUCAUCGCAGUGCAAGAUGAAGAUUUAGACGAUGACCUCGACAGCCUAUUUGGAGAUGACUCAACGGUCGCACCACAACAAAAAAGUGAUCUUGCCCCUGCGUCUGUCCCAUUGGGCCACUUGGGUACUGUCACGACCACAAUGCCACGAGAAGAAAUGAAGACAUACACCACAUCCGUCCUAGCCAAUCGGCACGCCAAAGAACACUACAUGGCUUGGUACGCGAGGUUUUUCCCUGGUGUAGCAAACGAAGGGUACAGAAGAGUGGAAGAUGAGGCCGUCGAGAAAGAGCUGGAGAGCAUGGGGACGUGGGGAUUGUGGAGUAGAGAGGAGAGCUUCACGCGUCGUGCACACCGGGAUGAAGAUGGCGAUGAGAUGAUGGACGGGGGAGACGAAGAACGAGUCCAGGAGAAAUUCAAGGUCUGGGUGAGGAAAGUCGAGGUCCUGGGACCGCGAAAUUGA